This is a messenger RNA of Mucor velutinosus, 651 nucleotides long. RefSeq lists its product as uncharacterized. NCBI's taxonomy places the organism in Eukaryota, Fungi, Mucoromycota, Mucoromycetes, Mucorales, Mucoraceae. The coding region runs from base 1 to 651 and encodes 216 amino acids. The transcript has a single exon. The record is from RefSeq and is a predicted model, not a curated record.
AUGCUCCUCUACCCGGAUGAAUUGAAUAUUGUUGGGUUCAAGACUGACGUCCGAUUCAUUGCACAAGUCGGUGCAUCCUUUGAUUUGGCAUCUGGGGAAGCUUGCUUAAUUCAACCAGGCAAAAGCAAGGCCAUCGAUGAUCAAUUGAUGAGGGAGGGAAAACGCAACGCAAUGGCAUUGUAUGAGGUCACUUCCACCAAAAUCACACAUGCUUGGAUGUUUCAAUUCAUUGGGUUGCAAGCCGUCUUCUCAACUGUGACAUAUUUCGAUUAUGACCUCCAUGUGGCCACUCUCCAGGAAAAAAUACAUUUUCCAGAUUCUGUCACUUCCUUCACGAACACGCGAAAUACAACCAAAUUCAUCGGCACUCUCCUCAAGUUUCAAUUCGACCUUAACAGAACAGCCAGAUUAAUCCAAGACACAAUCGAUCAAGCAGAUCGCAGCCUGCUACUUCGAGAAAACAUCUUUGAGCCGAUGGAACAUGAAGCCCCAAGCACCCAAGCUCCUCCUUCCGCCCUGUCUUUUUACACCCCACCAAAAAAAAAAGAUCUGACCCGUGCAAAAUACCCGCAAGCAAAUCAAGAAGCCUUAUUAUCUGGUGCUGAAGCCCUGAUCCAAGUUGCACAAGAAGCUACAGCCACUCGAGAUUAA